Messenger RNA from Caretta caretta (loggerhead turtle), 675 nucleotides. The record is from RefSeq and is a predicted model, not a curated record. NCBI's taxonomy places the organism in Eukaryota, Metazoa, Chordata, Testudines, Cheloniidae.
UGGGGUGGAAAACAAGUGCGGACGGACAGACGCUCCCUGCACCAGGCACAGACGUCCCAGGACAGAGCCAUGGCCGGGGCCCUGCUGGAGCCCCACAAGCUGGUCCCCACCCCCUUCGAGGGGCAGCACUUCGACCCCUACGACUACUACAGCCUGACCGAGCGCUACAGCAUGCCGGGCGGGUGCAGCCGGAAGGGCCGCUCCAAGCGGGAGGCCGCUGGGAACACGAACCGGCCCAACCCCGCCGGCCACGAGCGCAAGAUCACCCUGAAACUGCAGCGCUCCGAGCGCCGGCGUGGCCAGGAGUGAGUCCCACGCUCUGAUCCUCCCAAGCGAACCUGGUUCCAGACUCAACGGCAACGCCACACGGACACAGAGACUAGCCAGCCGGACGGACGCCCCCUGCCAAGAUGGCCGACGCCCAGCGGGGAGGAGGGCGCCAGGCGGCCAUGCUGAGACUCCUGCCAUGGCAGCCCAGGCCUCUCGUAACAGGCCCCCGUGGGGAGGAGCGGUGAGGGGGCCCUAAGCGGCCUCGCUGGUGGGGGGGGGGGAUUUGGCUCAUUGCCAGCGGGGAAGAGAGGAGGGAACUGUGGGGUGAGGGUGAAGGGGGGGCACCGAGGGGGUAGGUCUGUUUCUCCCCCCCCCCCCCCCCAAUAAAGACACUUAACAUCUGCA